Messenger RNA from Stegostoma tigrinum, 5726 nucleotides. It is a transcript of the gene stam2, whose product is annotated as signal transducing adaptor molecule (SH3 domain and ITAM motif) 2. The transcript has 15 exons. The coding region runs from base 555 to 2066 and encodes 503 amino acids. The record is from RefSeq and is a predicted model, not a curated record. Gene Ontology annotation, biological process: signal transduction. Gene Ontology annotation, molecular function: ubiquitin binding; phosphatidylinositol binding. Lineage: Eukaryota; Metazoa; Chordata; Chondrichthyes; Orectolobiformes; Stegostomatidae. Gene Ontology annotation, cellular component: endocytic vesicle.
GGCGGGGUCAAAGAGGCGUCACCUGACCAGCGUGAAGUUAUUAUUUAUUUUAUAAUUUCUUCACAUCCCCCGAUCACAAACUCCCUUCACCUCCUCCUGCGACGCCAUUUCAUCUCCCGGAGAAGGGGUGGAGUGAAAAACUGAGAAUAUUUAUCCUACUUUCAGUUGUGAAAGAAACUGAGACCGUAAGGGGCAGAUUUGGUCGGAGGCCUCGGCUGUUAGGAUGUUCCAGGGGCUGGCGAAGGAGCGACUGUUACGGGCUUCGAGCUGAAGAGACGCCGAGGCCUGACGGCGGCCUAUCUCCAGAAGGCUAUUUCUCACUUAAAAAAAGUUUUCCUACUGUAAUCCCAGCUAUGCCUUUCUUCGCCACCAACCCCUUCGACCAGGAUGUCGGAUGAGGGCGUCGCUUGCUAGGCCAGCAUUUAUUCCCUAUCCUUAAUUGCCCAGGGGACAGUUAACAGUCAACCACAUUGCUCUCAGUCUGGAGUCACAUGUAGGCCAGACCAGAAAAGGCCACAAAUGAACAUAACACCAGUGAAGACUGGACUCUUAUCAUGGAUAUCUGUGACCGUGUUGGCACUACACCAAACGGGCCAAAAGAUUGUCUGAAGGCUAUUAUGAAGAGAGUAAAUCACAAAAAUCCUCAUGUGGCAAUGAAGGCCUUAACGUUACUAGGUGCCUGUGUCUCGAACUGUGGGAAGAUUUUCCACCUAGAAAUAUGUUCGCGUGAUUUUACAAGUGAAGUUGGAAAUUUAUUAAGUGUAUAUAAUAAGGCUCAUCCGAAAGUAUGUGAAAAGCUGAAGGCAUUGUUGAUGGAAUGGGUGGAGGAGUUUCAAAAGGAUCCCCAGCUCAGUCUUAUUGCUGCUACCAUUAAAGCACUUAAAGAAGAUGGUGUGUCGUUUCCUUCAAUGAGCUCUCAGAGCCAGAGCACUUCAAAUUCAUCUAAAGACAGCAUAACAGCAGCAAGUAGAAGUACUGAAGAUGUUGAUCUAGCUAAAGCUAUUGAGCUGUCCUUACAGGAGCAAAAACAGCAACAGACAGAAACUAAGUCCCUGUACCCAUCAACAGAAAGUGCUCCAAACAACCAUAGAACUGAAAUACGCAUGGUUCGUGCCCUGUAUGACUUUGAGGCUGUAGAAGACAAUGAGCUUACUUUUAAAGCUGGCGAAAUUAUCACCAUUUUAGAUGACAGUGACCCCAACUGGUGGAGAGGAGAGACGAAAAGAGGAGUUGGACUUUUUCCUUCAAACUUUGUAUCGACCAGUCUGAAUGCAGAGCCUGAACCUGAGAAGAUUGUUAUGACAGAGGAGACAUCUGUACAAGAUAUUCAGCCUUCGGAGCCUGAGCCAGUUUAUAUAGAUGAGGAAAAGAUGGACCAGGUUUUGCAGUUGCUUCAAAAUGCAAUUCCUACUGACCAGCAGCCUGACUCAGCAGAACUGUUACAUCUAGAAGAUGUCUGUCAACAAAUGGGACCAAUCAUUGAUGAGAAGCUUGAAGAGAUAGACAGGAAGCAUUCUGAGCUGUCAGAGCUGAAUGUGAAGGUUUUAGAAGCCCUGGAGCUGUACAACAAACUGAUGAAUGAUGUGCCUAUGUACUCCUCCAUGUAUUCCAAGCCUCAGUCCCAGUCCCAAGCUCAGGCUUACUAUACACAGCAGUCAGCUGCUGUUCCUAUGCAGGUGUAUCCAGGGCAGACCCAGAGUGGGACGUAUAUGCCAGCGGGCAUGUCGCAGGUGACAGCCAGCCAGGGCUACAGUUUAGGACCGGAACAGAUUGGUCCACUUAGGUCCCUGCCUCCGACUAUAAACUCAGCCAGUGCAACCCAGAGCAGUCAGAUGCCCUACAUGAGCACCGGACCACCACAAGUCUACAUGACUCAAGCAGCAAGCCUUCAGGUGACAACUGGACCAGCAGCCCCCUACACAGCACAACCAGGACUGAGUAACGAUAUGCCUGCCUAUCAGAACACUACCGUCAGUGGACCUCCAGCUGCUGGAUACCCAAUGGUCUCCCAAGCCCAGCAUAUUCCUCAGCACCACUCUAACUAUUUUCAGCAGCCUCUGCUUUAAGAGAAGUACAGCUCAUGUGAGCCUUUCAGCAGAUCUCCUGGUUUCCGUGUUAUUGUGCUAGAUACUGCCCUGCUGAGAUUUUGUCACACAAUGGCAGUACUGCACCAAUAAGUAGAGAUCCCCUAUAUCGGGGGUUUACUGCAGGCAGUUAAUUUUCUGUCAUCUUCUUGCUUUAAUGAAAAGUGAUUUUUUUUUUUGGUAAUCUUUAGUUGUCUGUCUCCACUCUACAUAUUGUUUAAUGUGAUUGCACCCUGUCUUACUCCCUCUGCUAUUCACAUGAUUUGGCAGCUCUGGUUAGUUGCCAUUUGCUAGAAAUUGGGGAAUCAGUGUGCCCACUGUAAUUGAUUCACAAUGAGGCAUACCUUCCUGUGGCCCCAGCAGCAAUAGAAGAACUGUGAAAGGUCACUGUCCCAAACGACCCAUGUGCAGUCCUGCUGUGGACUCUGAGCCAGAUGAGGGUGCCAUAAGGUUCCCUGUGCUUGGUAAUAUGAACUCAGCUGGAGCGAGGCUGCUGUUGGUUGCAGUGCUCUUGGAUGAGAGAAAUGGCCAGGGUUCAAGUCAACAUAAAAUGCAUGAGCCUUGCAGGCUACCUGAAGGAAUUUGCUUAAAUGCUCACAGCAUGGUAAUGUUGACCGCACUGUUUCAGUGCCUGCCUCAAACCCGAGCUAGGAAUGCUGUGGUCUUUUGUUUUGGAACCCAGUUUAGGUGUCCACAUGAAGACACAGCCCUUGACAGAAGUGAGUAUCACUGCCCAAUCCUGAAGGGAAUGGCCAGGGCAAGGCUCCAGUUCAUCCUGGUCUUCAGGUUUCCAAUUUCAGCUGUGACAUUAUGAUUCUACAAUUCACCCAUCGUUUUACUGUCACUCCACAAACUGAUCAGGCUGGAAACCCAUACGAAGGUGUUCAGAACACAAUUGAUUGUGGCAAGGGCCUCCUGUGAAUGAAAAAGUAUCUGAAAACCACACCCCACUGGGGUUUUGAAGUAAUCAGUUCAGCCUGGUUUGUUUGAAAGAAAUGAAUAAUCAAAAGCAGUGAUGUGUGGGGAGCAUUUUAGAAAAUUUACAGUACAAAGAGCAAUCUUGGGGAUCAUUUGACAGUGUGGUGAGCAUAUAAUAGUAUUGGGAUCUGUAAGGUUCUAGUGCACUGCCUUUACUGACUGAGCUAUCGGCCCUAGUUUGUAUUUUUCUGUUGAUUUCUCUCUCGUGCAGCACGGGCAAUACUAAUUCGAGUUGGGCGUGACUUGGUACCAAACUACAUUCUUUGUUGCACUCGUACAGUGAUCCAGAUUGCUGCUGUUUUUUCCCCCUUUUUUGAGUUUUGUAGCACAAUAAGUGAUUCUAUUGUGUUUGUUUCUCAGCUGGCAGUUAUUGACAAGUUGCACUUUUCUCAACAACAAAAGCGGUGUUGCAUGUUGCCCACACUUUUUUUCAAACCUCACCAACUCAUGCACAACCCACCUUCUGGAAUUGGUCAGUUUUGGGAUAAUUCUCCUUUGACACUAGAGCUUCAAGAGACUUGUCCACAUUCCUUCGUUUUCCCGUUGUCACAUCUCCAAGUUUACUGAUGAGAAUUCUAUUGGAAUUGUUUUAAUUCUGUUUUUGUUAAACUCCCCAGAACUUGCACGUCGCUCAUUAGCACUUGCUGCAUCUUUCCAGUGAAGGGUAGAGUUAUUAGUGUGGGAGUUGGGGUUUCAGAAGAAAUUAUAAACUUUAGUCUUUAGAAGGAUCACCAGGGGAAUGCAGUGCUCACCUUUUAAGGAAUUUAUCCUGUCUUCAUCUUGUUGCACUAUAAUAGGCUUCGAACAUCACAGAUCUCAUAUCUCUAUCCCACAUCCCAUCUCCUUGACCAUGUUUUGACUUAUUUUAUAUUUAAUCAAUAUUUUGAAGUAGGACUAGCUAAAAUGCAGUAUUUUUGUUGCAUUUGAUUUCAAUUUGACAUUCUUGUUCUUGGGAUUUUGGAUGUCUGACGAUUUACGAAGAGAAAUAUAGAUCAAUCGUGUUUUAAAGUUUUAAUGACUAAUUCCACGCCAAAUUAGUUUAAGGUGUAAUAAAAAGCAAUCAAGCAGCCAAUCUCCACUAAAUAGACAGAAUAGGGUUUGAUCAACUCGAGUUGAUUCCUGAAGUUAAUGGAAGUAUUGGGGAGUGGCAGGGAGAGGAGUAAAGAUUGUUCGCAACAAAGACAUGCUGCAUUUGUAAUGCUGUUCCUUCACAAUGUUGGAAAUGUUUUUCUUUUUAACAGAUUUUACAUACAACUGUAGCACUUGACAGUUACUUGCAGAUUAGAUAAAGAUUAUCCAAUGCCUGUGUGCCCAAACCACUUUUUAGAACAGAUUUUUAACUGGACAUUCUGCCUUGCGCACCCAAAACUAAAAAGAAGACAAUUAUCUCCCAAUUACAAAUCUUUUCUUGAACCUCUUCUGCCUUCUGAUUCGGCCUCUGGAUCUUUAGUAAGCUGUCCCUCACCUAGAUGGGUUCUAUGCUUCUGCUGUUAAUUAUUGCAGUUGUUCCCCUCAUACAGCCCACAGCCAAGGCUGCCAACCAUGUAUUUUGAUCUAGCCUGGGAAUGACCAACUCCUUAGUUAAGCUGAUUCUAUACAAUCUGCAGAACAGUUUUUUUUUGUGUGCAGUUCCAUUCUGGCUAGAACCCAUCAGACCCCUGUACAGUCUGCUCUUUGUGAGGCACUUUAAAUCCUAGAAGUCACUUUUAUUCCAAUUGGUUUUGGCAUUUUCUUGCCACUUUGUUUUAUUUAUGUAGAAUUUACAACACAGAAAUACAUCAUAUAACCCAAAUGAUCCUUGUUGGCAUUUAAACUCUGCAAGCCUCCAUUCAUCUGUCUUUUCCUUUCAGCCUAAUUAUCCAACUUUUCCUUAAACAUACUCUUGGGUUUCACCUAAACUACUCCCAGAAAGAUGUUUCUGUUGCGCUCUUAUUAGUGACUCUUGUAUUCGUGGACUUUUCUAGAAGAAACAUUUAUUUAUCUUAUCACGUCUUUCCUAAAUUUAAGAACUUCAGUACUCCGACCAAUUUGUAGAGUGGAAGUGGAGCUCAUGUGAAGUGGCUGUUUUGAUAGCCUGAAUAUUUACUUAAUUCUCGAGAUAUUGGAGAUUUUCUUGGACUUUGAAUUACCAGUAGGCUGUAAACUGUAUACAUUCUCAAUUCAGUAACAAGUCCAGGCUUGAAGGAAAGAGAUGUUAGUCAUUUUAUUUUGCUGUUAAAUCUUUGCUCCCUUUAUUUUAAUUUGGUUUUAUUUAUAUAAAUUACUUGUACUCAAUCAGCACAAUAUGAUGGAAACCAAUUUCUUCCCUUCCCUACUGACCCCUAAAUAAAUUCUAUCAUACUGUAUGUUGAAGAUUGUUUAUAGUUGUACUUUAUUCCUCCCACAAAGAAGAAAAAUCACUCUGUAGCGAUUUUUGCCUGGUUUCCCUGCUCUUAUGAUGCUCAAUCAUUAUAAGUGAGAGUGUGGGAUUCAUCUUUUCCUUGUUGUUUUUAUUUUGCAUCUAUCUGAGAAUCUUUAAUUUUAUCUUUUUCCAUUGGGUGCUGUAAUAUACAGAGAUGUAAGGUGUCAGCAAGAAUGAAACACUGUUCGCUUGUACUGGCAGUUACUAGGCUUCUUUGCCUUCUGGGACUUUCCAAUAAUAAAGAAAUUAAUUUUUGUUUAAAA